Messenger RNA from Meloidogyne enterolobii, 459 nucleotides. NCBI's taxonomy places the organism in Eukaryota, Metazoa, Nematoda, Chromadorea, Rhabditida, Meloidogynidae. The record is from the annotation of a GenBank genome assembly.
AUGCCUUUAGUUGUUAACGUUCUCGAAAAUUUGGAUUCUGCUUUUUUGGAGAAGGACGAACUUGCUGUGGACAAUGAAAUGUUAAAAGAAGAAAAUGAACAAUUAUUAAACCAAUAUGAAAGGGAAAGGCAAAUGAGAAAGAGUCAAGACCAGAAAUAUUUGGAAGUGGAAGAAUCACUUUUGGAGCAGAAUCGGGAACUUGAAAAUAAAGUUGGUAGUAUGGCUAGUAUUGUUAGAAUGUUGGAAUUGAAGACAAAAAAUGCUUGUGAUCAUGGUAAAUGUUUUUGUUUUUAGUACCGUUGACGAAAACUUGGGAAUUUUUAUGAUCGUAGUUCACGUUUUUUUAUCAUUCCCUCUCCAAAUAAAAUUUCCGCCUGCUGCGCUAAAAAAUUAAGAUAUAGGUACAAAAGAAUUUGCGUUCGUAUUACCAAAGUAAACGCCAAAAUCGCCAAAAGACGC